CCAGGAUUCUCGCCUGCAGCAUCCCAUGGACAGAGAUAACUGAUGGGCUGUGGUCCACAGAGUCACAAGGAGUCAAGCACAACUGAAGUGACUUUGCACACACACAGGCAAAGUCAAUGUAAUCACAGUCCUGCCUAGUGAAAACCUCCGAAAAGUUAAUUGGAGGAUGUCAAACUUGGGACAAUUUGACUCUGACUUUUACCCAUCUAAUUACACCAUUGAUAAUCAGGAGCAUACUUGUAAUGAUUUUAACCCCUGUGGAAAUCUUUAUGGAUCUGGAAAACAGCAAGCCAGUGAUCAGCCUCAGCCUGCCUUUGUCCCAGCAGAGAUGCUCAUGUCAUCAGGCUACUCUGGACAGUUUUUUCAGCCAGCAUCCAACCAGGAUUAUUAUUCACCGUCUUCUUACAUUGACAGCUUUGAUGAAGAGCCUCCUUUACUAGAAGAACUUGGAAUUAAUUUUGAUCACAUAUGGCAAAAAACCUUGACAGUGUUAAACCCAAUGAAGCCAGCAGAUGGCAGCAUUAUGAAUGAAACAGACCUCACUGGGCCGGUCCUGUUCUGCGCGGCUCUAGGAGCCACCCUACUUCUGGCUGUUUUCUUCCCGUUGUUUCAGGCAGGAAAAGUCCAGUUUGGUUACGUGUAUGGCGUGAGCGCUGUUGGCUGCCUAGGCAUCCACGCCUUGCUGAACCUGAUGAGCUCGGCGGGAGUGUCCCGCGGCUGCGUGGCCAGCGUGCUGGGUUACUGCCUGCUCCCCAUGGUCAUCCUCUCCGGCUGCGCCGUCUUCUUCUCGCUGCAGGGCACCUUCGGAACUGUGUCGGCCCUGGUCAUCACUGGCUGGUGUAGCCUCUCAGCCUCCAAAAUCUUCAUGUCAGCUUUGGCCAUGGAAGGACAGCAGCUUCUCAUUGCCUAUCCUUGCGCCUUACUUUAUGGACUCUUUGCCCUCUUAACAGUUUUCUGAAGCGUGUUCAAGAUGGCAUUAUGGGAUUCUAUUUGUUUGCUGUUCAGGUUAUCUUGGAAAUGGUUUAGCAUUCACAUUUGGUCAUAUGAUUUCUGUUUUUAUCGCUGUUAAGAGAAUAAUAAGCAGAGAGACAAAAUAGCACUUAAGGAUGGGACUCUAAUAGGCUGCUUGGUUUGAAUGAUGAUUUGCUUUUUGGUUGGUGCAUUAAAACAAUUUAAAAUACUUUAAAAUAAAAGGAUAUAUAGUUGUUGUA
Cervus elaphus (red deer) is the source of this 1211-nucleotide messenger RNA. It is a transcript of the gene YIPF7, whose product is annotated as Yip1 domain family member 7. Gene Ontology annotation, biological process: endoplasmic reticulum to Golgi vesicle-mediated transport; vesicle fusion with Golgi apparatus. The record is from RefSeq and is a predicted model, not a curated record. NCBI's taxonomy places the organism in Eukaryota, Metazoa, Chordata, Mammalia, Artiodactyla, Cervidae. Gene Ontology annotation, cellular component: membrane; trans-Golgi network. Bases 167 to 958 code for a protein of 263 amino acids. The transcript has 6 exons.